UCUUCACUGUCCACAGUUCAAAGGGAGCAUCGAAAUUUUGGAAACUACUUUCUGAAUUCAUGGGUAAUAUGCGACAAAUGGAGCAAAAGUAUGACCUCUCGAAGUGCCAGAUGUAUCACGAGAAGAGUUCUUUCGCUUUUUGGAUCGUGCUGGUGUUACUGUUUUGCCUGGCGUUGGGUAAUCUCUGUCUAACCCUCUCGAUAACGGCUAUUUUGCGCAUCUACCGCGGUAUGGAAAACAUCGAACUGAUACAGGAUGCGGAAACGAUCAAGUUCUACGGUAACAUCGAUUUCGAUCGUGUGUACAAGAAAGAUGGGCUUCUGGAGAGUUUCUAUGACGAGCCACUCGAAAUUACCGGCGACGAUGCUGCGGUAACGAUCAAUCUGGUUAACAGGAACGGGCACUCGCACAACAAAAUACAGCUAUCGAAAAAUGGCAGCUUUUUGAAGGGGAUUAAUCACUUCGACGUGAAGGACCCGGCCACGGGUAAGACAGUAUUUGCCACAUCGCGGCCACACUACAACAUGCCACAGGGAGCUUCGGUGCUGCAUGCACACCUCAUCAAUACGGGGCGCAUCGCGUCGCCGAUCAACGACACGCUAAAGCUGCAAACGCGUAACAAAAUCACACUCAAGGGCACGGAAGGCAUCCGAAUGGAGGCCAAAGAAAUGUUGUGGUCGGCGGAUCAGAAUAUAUCUCUGAAAUCGGACAAUGGCAGCACCAUCCUAGUCGGCGCCAAUGGAGUUUGGGUGAACGUGAACAAUUUGCCCGUGGUCAAGAACGAGCACGGAAUGCGGAGCGGUUCGAAUCAGUACAAGCUCUGCGUUUGCUAUCCCCAGGGACGCAUUUUCCGCAUUGCGGUGCCAAAAACGCAUACGACACGCGUGAAUUGUGCUCAUUUUGCGGCCAAGCAGGAUCCGUGUGCCUAAGCUGCGGUUGGAAAGUAUUCUUACGCGUGUUUAAUAGUUGAGGGGCUAACAUAUCGACUUAAGCAUUAGGUUAAGAAUCUAUUUGUAGUUUAUUAAAACAAGGGUUUUCAAUAACGUGUCCGAUGCGAAUAGUGUUCAGUUGAUGUAGUGGUUUUAAAGUAGUUUUAGGACGAAUAUUGUAGUGCUAUUGAAUCAUAAUUAGAUCCUGUUUUACCACAAAAUAAUCCCGAAGUUUACUAACGACUUAGUUAAAGCGUAUUAGACAAAUAAAUACUCGAAAUAUCGUUAAGUUCG
This is a messenger RNA of Anopheles bellator, 1223 nucleotides long. RefSeq lists its product as uncharacterized. Gene Ontology annotation, biological process: muscle organ development. The record is from RefSeq and is a predicted model, not a curated record. The transcript has 2 exons. The coding region runs from base 60 to 929 and encodes 289 amino acids. Lineage: Eukaryota; Metazoa; Arthropoda; Insecta; Diptera; Culicidae. Gene Ontology annotation, cellular component: sarcoglycan complex; sarcolemma.